AUGACGUUUAUGUUGGUAGGCGGGGCAGCCAAUGUUCCACAGCUCCGACGCCACAAGAGGGACUGGGUAAUCCCAACAAACAAGCUUAAAGAGAACUUUGACUACACUACAGCAGGUUAUGUUGCCAAGAUCAGAUCAGACUCUGAUAAAGAGAUGAUCCUGUACUACUCUCUGCUGGGUCCUGGGGCCAAUGAAGUACCAUUGAACCUUUUUGUUGUGCAAGAGACCACUGGACUGGUGUAUAUCCGAGGAUCACUGGACCGAGAGGAGAGAGAAACCUACAUUUACGAAGGUGCCAUUGUGGAGAACACGGCCAAGGUGUUGACAGACAUCAUGCUAACAGGAGUGGCCAGAUUUAAUAAUGGCAGUGUGGCUGAAGCCGGAAUAAACCUUAGGUUUGAUGUGGAGGAUGAGAAUGAUAAUACACCUGUUUUUGUUCCUGUACCUCCAGCUACAGUCAAUGAAUCCAGUCCAGCAGGGACUCUUGUCGGGGUGAUAACAGCCACUGACGCAGACAAGGCCAACAGUUCCCAUUCAAAGAUUGCCUACAGCAUUGAGAAGCAGGAGCCCUCUGAUGGCACGGACCUCUUCUACAUAGACAGAAACACCGGAUCCAUCUACAUUAAAGAAAACACCUUAGACAGAGAGAGACAAAGCUCCUACAUCUUAACAGUUACAGGAAGUGAUAUGGAUGGAGCUCCUGGAGCCAACACAGGCACUGGGACUAUUCAUGUCCACGUAGUGGACAUCAAUGAUAACAGACCCAUGCUGGACAAAGACGAGAAACCCUCAGUAAAGCCUGUCUUUGUUUCGGAGAACCCAGAGGACAAUCCACUAAUGGAGGUGAUUGCUGUCUUCAAAGCCACUGACACUGACAAUGGAAAACCUGCAGAAAAUGUUCGAUAUGCUAAAGGCUAUGAUCCUGACAAUUGGCUGUUGAUCGACCCAGAAACAGCUGAGAUUAGACUUCAGAAGUACCCAGACAGAGAAUCCCCGUUCUUGGUUAAUGGAACUUACUACGCUAAAAUACUAAGUGUAACUGAUGAAACACCACCUAAGAUGAUCACAGGAACAAUAGCGUUGCAGGUGGGAGAUGUAAAUGACAACUGCCCCUCACUGACCAAUGAUGUGGAGUACAUCUGCUCAGACACUGAAGUCAUUAACGUGACAGUGGUGGAUGAGGAUGGAGACCCAAACUCAGCCCCUUUCAGCUUCAGCCUUUUGUCAGAGGAGACCCAAGGGGAGUGGAGGGUUGAACCUUCAAAUGAUACCCGCGCAUCCCUCAGGGCUCUGAGACCACUGUGGCCUGGUCACUACAAGGUUGCUUUCAUCAUCCAGGAUCAGCAGGGCCUCGCAUGCCCAGACCCCCAGUACCUGGACCUAUAUGUGUGCUCCUUCGUAGCGGUCUUUCUGGUGACCUGCUCAUGCAGAGGAGUGUCAGGGACCUUCACUGAACUUCCUUUUGAUACCAGAGAACACCUCAUUGUCUACCACACAGAGGGCCGGGGAGAGGACAAGAAUGAGUCUUGCACUGAAAGUCCUCUUGUGUUUGACCAGUUCAUUGUGGAGUGGGUGGGAGACAUUGUCCAAGAUUUUUCCGGUACAGCAAGAGGCCUCUAUCCCCAGGGGGGGAGAGGGUAG
This is a messenger RNA of Morone saxatilis (striped sea-bass), 1641 nucleotides long. Its product is annotated as desmoglein-2-like. The transcript has 13 exons. Gene Ontology annotation, cellular component: desmosome; plasma membrane. Lineage: Eukaryota; Metazoa; Chordata; Actinopteri; Moronidae. Gene Ontology annotation, molecular function: calcium ion binding. Gene Ontology annotation, biological process: homophilic cell-cell adhesion. The record is from RefSeq and is a predicted model, not a curated record. Bases 1 to 1641 code for a protein of 546 amino acids.